This is a messenger RNA of Megalobrama amblycephala (Wuchang bream), 2548 nucleotides long. RefSeq names its product protein phosphatase 2, regulatory subunit B', gamma a (gene ppp2r5ca). The transcript has 16 exons. Gene Ontology annotation, biological process: protein dephosphorylation; signal transduction. Lineage: Eukaryota; Metazoa; Chordata; Actinopteri; Cypriniformes; Xenocyprididae. The record is from RefSeq and is a predicted model, not a curated record. Gene Ontology annotation, molecular function: protein phosphatase activator activity. The coding region runs from base 457 to 2184 and encodes 575 amino acids. Gene Ontology annotation, cellular component: protein phosphatase type 2A complex; cytosol; nucleus.
UUUUUCCACCAUAGGAGUGUAAUGAGUGAACGUGACGCUUGAACUACAUUACCCAGAAAGCCGAGAAGCGUCACACGCGCCGGCGUCAUCGCCAUUUCUCAUGUAUCACACCCAAUUACAUGACAUAUGAAAGAAAAGAUAAUAAUAUAAACACUUACAUAAUUUAAUAAUGUUUUAUAAUAAUUAUUAUAAGCAGAUUUUGCCUUCAACUUAAGGCAACAUAAAGUUUUAUCGACUUUAAAAGCAUAUCGCUCACUUAUUAAAUGAGAGUAAACCUGAAACCUACUAAAUCCGAACAAUAACUCACAUAAAUCAUAAACUAAUAUCUGCUCUGAACUGUAAAUGGAACGGCUUCUGUCACGUGACUGGCACCUGUCAAUCAGCGCUCGCGCGCGCGCGUGUGUGUUCAGGUCCAGUCCUCACAGCGCGCGCUCAUAGAUCCUGUCACGCGUUAUAAUGCCGCAUAAGUCAAAGAAAGACAAGAGUGUGAAAUCCAGCAGAAAGGGAAGUAAACAGCCUGAAGAUGAUCAGGAUGAGGUAAAUGAGCAGGGUCUGAAUAAGAAGAUCAGUCCCAGAACGCAGCCGCUGCGCAGCAAACAUCCGUCCGACCCGAGUGCGCUGAAGAAACACCGCAGACUGAGCACCUCGUGCUUCCCCAUCAGUGUCAACCGCGAGCUGGAGCCGCUGGACGCCCUCACAGAUGUGGCUCCGGCCGAGCAGGAGAAGCUCUUCGUGCAGAAGCUGCGUCAGUGCUGCGUUCUCUUUGAUUUCCUGUCCGACCCCCUCAGUGACCUGAAAUGGAAGGAGGUGAAGCGGGCGGCGCUCAGCGAGAUGGUGGAGUUCAUCACCCACAACCGCGGCGUCAUCACCGAGCCCAUUUACCCAGAGGUGGUGCACAUGUUUGCCAUCAACAUGUUCAGGACGCUGCCGCCUUCGUCCAACCCGACGGGAGCAGAGUUUGACCCCGAGGAGGACGAACCCACUCUUGAAGCAGCGUGGCCUCAUCUACAGCUGGUGUACGAGUUUUUCCUGCGGUUUUUGGAGUCGCCUGAUUUUCAGCCCAAUGUCGCGAAAAAGUACAUUGAUCAGAAAUUUGUGAUGCAGCUUCUAGAGUUGUUUGACAGUGAAGAUCCUCGAGAAAGGGACUUCCUGAAAACCACCCUGCACCGAAUAUACGGAAAGUUUCUCGGGCUGCGGGCUUAUAUCAGAAAGCAGAUCAAUAACAUAUUUUACAGGUUUAUUUAUGAGACGGAGCAUCACAACGGAAUAGCUGAACUACUGGAGAUCCUGGGAAGCAUCAUCAACGGAUUUGCUUUACCCUUAAAAGAAGAGCACAAGAUUUUCCUGCUGAAGGUGCUGCUGCCGCUGCACAAGGUGAAGUCUCUGAGCGUCUAUCACCCGCAGUUGGCGUAUUGUGUGGUUCAGUUCCUGGAGAAGGACAGCACUCUCACGGAGCCGGUGGUCAUGGCUCUCCUCAAGUACUGGCCCAAGACUCACAGUCCAAAGGAGGUGAUGUUCCUCAACGAGCUGGAGGAGAUCCUGGACGUGAUCGAGCCGUCAGAGUUCGUGAAGGUCAUGGAGCCGCUCUUCCGUCAGUUAGCCAAGUGUGUGUCCAGUCCUCACUUUCAGGUGGCAGAGAGAGCUCUGUAUUACUGGAACAACGAGUACAUCAUGAGUCUCAUUAGUGACAACGCAGCCAGGAUUUUACCCAUCAUGUUCCCGGCGCUUUACCGCAACUCCAAGAGCCACUGGAACAAGACCAUUCACGGUUUGAUCUAUAACGCACUGAAGCUCUUCAUGGAGAUGAACCAGAAGCUGUUUGACGACUGCACACAACAGUUCAGAGCCGAGAAGAACAAAGAGAAGGCCAAGCUGAAAGAACGAGAGGAGGCUUGGAUGAAGAUCGAGAAUCUGGCCAAGUCAAACCCGCAGUGCGUUUUGUAUGUUGAUCCGUCCGGACUAAACAGUCCUGUAGAAAUGGAGACGGACGGUCCAUUUAUAGAAGAUGUUGAGAUCUUAAAAAAGACAGUGCAGUCCAGAGCCGUUCAGAUGUCGAGGGAGCAGAGGAAGGAGCGGCCACUCGUCCGCCGUAAAUCUGAACUGCCUCAGGACUCGUACACCGCGAAAGCCUUGGAGACGCACCGGCGCGCCGAAGACUCUCUCAACAACCACUCCGGCCACUAGCUCACGCCACGCUCUCAUUCUCAGGUUUUCCUUUGGGAGGCUCCACAUUUCCGGUGUUUCUUGACUCUCUCUUCCUGUCGUUCGCACAUCACCGUCGGUCCGGACGGGUGCGACGGCAGCGCGAGGCAGAAGCUUUCUUCGCUUUUCAGAUUUCUGUUUAUUUUCAGGGACGGUUGCCAGUGCCAAUACUGUCAUGUUUAUUAGCUUCCUGUAAACAUAGUUUUAUUUGUAUGAUUUCUGCUGAGCUAAUGUGGUGUUUCAGACUAAAGCACGUCAUGCGUUAUCUCUGUGUGAUCGCUCAGAUCUGAUGACUUUGAGUUCGUACACUUCUGUGCCAUAAUGAACUCUUAACUGUUUAGUUGAA